Messenger RNA from Purpureocillium takamizusanense, 584 nucleotides. RefSeq lists its product as uncharacterized. Bases 1 to 417 code for a protein of 138 amino acids. Lineage: Eukaryota; Fungi; Ascomycota; Sordariomycetes; Hypocreales; Ophiocordycipitaceae. The transcript has a single exon. The record is from RefSeq and is a predicted model, not a curated record.
AUGACCGACAACACGACAAGAGCUCUUCCUCACAUUGGCGAGACCAACGUCGUCCUCUGGAACCCCGGCAGCCCUGAGGUAUUCGCAAAAGCGCGCGACGCCACCAUCUUCACACGCCUGGCGACGCGCCACUCGAGCCAGGAGCUCGAUGUAGCAGUCGAAGCCACGCCAGGAGUCGACCACUCGUUCUGCGUGUGUGUCAACAAUGUCCUCUUCGUCUUCUCGGCGUCCCAGGACGAGCACACGGAGCAUUGCCAGGCGGCCCUGCGGAUGUUGCAGGCCUGCUCGUUGCGCCUCGAUCUGCCUAGCUGCGUCUUCAAGUGCGCAACGAGCGUCGGCGCAGGCGUCCGACUGGAACAGAUCGGGCAGCACAGGGUGUUCAUGGUGAUCAACGAAGGCGUCCCGCCGCGUGCGUGAGGAGUCAGGGAGUCGUGGCGGUCAGGAUGAGCAUGGAUGGGCAGGACGGCGCGUAACGUUUGCUUUUGCACCGUUGCGGCGGCAAGAAGAAUGUGUCUGAAGGGAUGAGCUCACUGGGCUUCCUGGGCGAAAUGGGGCAAGUCGAGAGAAACACUUGCAGAGCAGUC